AUGUCAAGAGAAAGUCAAAAAGGGUCAUUCUUGGAAGCCAUCUCCCCCUGGAAUAUUCCUAGAAGUACCAAAGCGCGCCCCAGUUCUGACCAACAGGAUGUUCUUCCGAGAUGUCAAGGCGAAGAUCACACAAUCACACAUCGGCAUAGAAUUAGUCUGCAUCAAUACCCUCGAGAUUGCCCCCCAUUGAAGGUGAGAUGGUUCUAUGCCGUUGACUCGCCAAAACGAAAGCCACCCCUUUCAGAGCAUCAAAAGGAUGAAACGAAACCCCUCCCGCCACCCAAAAAAUUUAUCCCAUUUACAAUCAAGGACUCUCAAGACAUCGAGUCUGCUUUUCAGAAGCUUUGUGAUCAUGAGAUUGAGCAAGAGCAAGCUUGGAAGAACGAAACUACGCGGAAAAUCCAGGGUAUUCCUGUCACCGUACCCGUGAAUGAGGAUAAUCUCUUCGACGUGAAUGUUGGGCAGAGAGAACUCACACCGGCAUAUUGGAUAGGCCCCGUGUACGAGGUCCGCCGGGGGACAUGGUUUGUUCAAGAAGGAUCUUCAUUUAAACCGUGUGAGGAGAACCUGGCCACUCAACUAGAGGAAGGAUAUCUUAAAAUAAAGCCAUGGCGCUUGGUCAAGUCCCAGGACACCACAUCUCAGACUCUGGCUUCCUCUAAAUCCCACGAUCAAGAUGAGCUGCCCACCCAUAAUUACCCAUCUCAAUGCGUAUCCGAUGCUGAAUUUGCGAAGCAAUGCGCUCCGCAGCCAACGGCUGGUCAAACCGGUCAUUUGAAUUCCGCCACCGAUGAACCUCGAAAUUAUCGUCUGUUUGGUGCGUACAUGAAUAACAUCGUCACAUAUCAGGAUUCUUCCACGGCUCUGUUGACAAGCGAUGAUUUCAUGACACGGGUGAGCACCACUGUUUACCAGAAGCUAGGUGGCAUUGCUGGUACACGGGUAGUGCGUGGUUUUGUUGAACCCAAGAAACAGAAGGAUACGACGGCUGCCGUGAAGGGUCGUAACCUCAACAGUAGUCCAGCUCCCUCUCCUGCUACCCCCGACGCAGCUUUGACGGGUGGAAUAUCAAAGCCUGGACCAGAGUUGUUGUCGUCAAGUACAAUCCGCGAUCAAAGUUCAAAAGUCGAAAAAUUGAUUGUUAAUGAACCGAGAUCGACUCUAGAACAGCAAAUGUCAUCACUCGCUGGCGAACCCCAGAGUACUGCCGAGCUUGAGGAGCAGGCCCGAAAACAGGAAGAGAAGGAAAUGGAAGAUUCCAGAGAAGCCAGUAAUGAGGAUAGAGAGAGAGAAAUCGAUCAUUUGGUCCUUGUCACACAUGGAAUCGGUCAACGGCUUGGCCUACGACUGGAAAGCAUCAACUUUAUCCACGAUGUGAAUGUUCUUCGCAAGACCAUGAAGAGUGUCUAUAAGGCCUCGCCGGAUCUUCAGGCCCUAAACUCUGCUUUUCCGGAUAGUCGGACAAAUUGCCGCGUACAGGUCCUGCCUGUUUGUUGGAGACAUCGUCUCGAUUUCCCCCACAGAGGAGUUAGGCAGAGCCGUAAGGAACUUGAUCUCGCCGAUGCAGAUAUCAAUGAGGAUGAUUUCUAUCCUGGUUUAAAUGAUAUUACCCUUGACAGUGUACCCGCAGUUCGAAAUCUGAUAUCUGAUUUAGCCAUGGAUGUGUUGCUUUAUCAGAGUGCCUACAGUGAGCCUAUCUCUACCAUAGUCAAACAGGAGUGCAAUCGGAUACUCGACCUCUUCAAGCAGCGGAACCCUUCUUUCAACGGUUCUGUGAGUCUAUGUGGACACUCAUUAGGUAGCGCUAUCUUAUUCGAUGUCUUAUGCCAUCAACGGUCUGGUUCCUCUCGAGAAAAGAGCCCUGCCUCUGAAAAGGCAGGAAGUACGAACCAGUCACCCCAGGAGUCUGCCCUCGACUUCGAAUGCGAGGAGCUGUUCUGCUUGGGAUCUCCUAUUGGGCUCUUUCAGAUGAUAAAGGGAAACACUAUAGCGGGCCGGUCUGUGGUAGAGGGCCGAAUCUCCAAGGGCUCACAAGAAGAUGGAAGGGAUCAAGGACUGUCAGCUACUCCCUCCGGGGGGCAUAGCGCAUCGACAUAUACGAGGGGUGCCGCGUUCGGUGAACGGUCGACCAUUGUGUCAUCACCUAAUUGCCGGCAAUUAUAUAACAUCUUUCAUCCGUCUGAUCCCGUCAGUUAUCGCAUCGAGCCGCUCAUCUCACCCGCUAUGUCCUCAUUGAAGCCACAGCCUUUGCCUUCUGUGAAGAAAAGCCUCUGGGCCGCUCCUGGGCAAAGCCUUACAAUGAUUGGCAAUCGUGUAGGUCAGAGUGUGGGAUCGUUAUGGUCCAAUUUUACAACAGGCGUCGCAAGCAGUCUUUUGAACCGCAGCCUCGGCCUCGGCUCUGAUGAAACCUCUUCUGAGCCAGUCGACACUACUGCCCGGAAUUUACAGCCUCAAACAUCGCGGGGCAUAUCCCUUAUUGGAGGGGCUUCCUCUUUCUCUGAACCUGCCGACGAGUCGAUCCAGCAGUCUGAUGCUAAACACCGUACUCUGAUAGACUCAAAUCUGGAAACGCUCUACAAGGGUUAUCAGGAUCCUACACGCAGCCGACAUUAUAGAGCUUCGCCUUCGUUCGCUAGUGACCGUAUCAGGAGCCGGGAAAAUGAUAAUGGUUUAAAUAGACUGAAGGUCGAGGAUGCCAAGGUUAGGGCAUUGAAUUCGAAUGGGCGAGUUGAUUACAGCAUCCAGGAGGGUGCUUUCGAUAUCUCUUUGAUUGCUAGUAUUGCCAGUCAUUUGACAUACUGGGCAGAUGAGGACGUCAACCAUUUUAUCCUUUCGCAGAUGCUGUCUAGAAAUGGUCGAGAGCAGAGUGUAAAGCCCCAGGUUGGCUAG
This is a messenger RNA of Aspergillus clavatus NRRL 1, 2889 nucleotides long. Its product is annotated as DDHD domain protein. Lineage: Eukaryota; Fungi; Ascomycota; Eurotiomycetes; Eurotiales; Aspergillaceae. Bases 1 to 2889 code for a protein of 962 amino acids. The record is from RefSeq and is a predicted model, not a curated record. Gene Ontology annotation, molecular function: glycerophospholipase activity; metal ion binding. The transcript has 3 exons. Gene Ontology annotation, cellular component: cytoplasm.